Medicago truncatula (barrel medic) is the source of this 2610-nucleotide messenger RNA. RefSeq lists its product as uncharacterized. The record is from RefSeq and is a predicted model, not a curated record. NCBI's taxonomy places the organism in Eukaryota, Viridiplantae, Streptophyta, Magnoliopsida, Fabales, Fabaceae. The coding region runs from base 124 to 1626 and encodes 500 amino acids. The transcript is spliced from 2 exons.
GCAUAAGCAUAUCAUGCCUCAUUUUGCAUUCAUAGUUUCUAGUAUGUGUCUUAUCAUGUGUCUUUAUCUACAAAAGGUCAAUCCAUCAGUCGACUCGCAUCUACAACACUCGAGCAAAUCAAAAUGGAUCAUCUUGAACAAGAGAACCACAAGCUUCGUGAAGAGGUGACAACCCUCCGGGCCGAGAAUGAGAUUUUGAGGAACUUAGUAUCUUUGAUGACGGUUGCACAGAGACAGCCAUUAUCUCAUCCUAUUGUCAGCACUCAGACUCAGACAGUUGCUUCCACUACCCCGAUUUCAACGGUGUUUGCUAGUACUCCUCAACAUGCUAUGCUGGAAGGUUAUCUUUGGAGUACACCCUUUGAUUCUGGUGAAGUAUUCCGUCCCGAUGUCUCUAAGGUUCAAGCUCCUUUUGUGCAACUAACAACGCCUAUCCCUCAACCGGGUCCUUUGUUCCCUCAAUCUGCUAUGAUUUGUACCACUCAACAGGGCCGUAAACCAAUCUAUCAUUCAGGAAAGGCGGUUGCAUACGACCGGACAGCUGAAUUGGAAGAAAGGUUUGACAAAAUACAAUUGGAAUUGAAAACUCUUCGUGGGAAAGAACUGUUUGGGAAAAAUGCUUAUGAUCUUUGCUUGGUUCCCAAUGUCGUGAUGCCACCCAAGUUCAAAGUCCCUAAUUUUGAGAAGUACAAAGGAAACACUUGUCCUAAGCUUCAUUUGGUAAUGUACCUGAGAAAGAUGUCUGCUCAAGUAGGUAAUGAUGAGCUCCUUAUCCACUGUUUCCAAGAUAGUUUGACUGGUGCCGCACUAAUAUGGUAUAUGGGCCUACACAAGGUUGAUAUCAAAACUUUCAAUGAUUUGUGUGAGGCUUUCGUCCAUCGAUAUAACUACAACUUGCAUUUGGCCCCAAACAGAAAGGAACUGCAGGCCAUGACCAUGAAUGAUAAUGAAUCUUUCAAAGCUUAUGCCCAACGGUGGAGAGACGUCGCUGCACAGGUCCGUCCACCUCUAGAAGAGAAAGAAUUUACCGAGAUUUUCCUGGAGACUCUGGAUCAGUUCUAUUAUGAGCAUAUGCUUACAAGUGCAUCCGGCAGCUUCGUAAAUAUGAUGACUGUGGGCAUGCGUAUUGAAGAAUGGGUCCGAAAAGGACAAUUGGUCAAAGAAAGUGCUCCCACGGAUGAUUUUGAGUACGAAGAUCAGGAAAUGAGUGUGGUAGAAAGUCAGCCUCAACAACAGUAUCUGGCUUAUCACCCUGCUGCCGCUAUUAUGCCUAUCAUAAAUCUUGUUCAAAACUCGGGUUAUCAACCUCAGUUUCAACCAUAUCAACAACAGUAUCAACAACAACCUCGACAACAGGCUCCAAGAACUCAAAUUGAUCCUAUUCCUAUGAGGUAUGCAAAGUUGUUUCCAAGGUUGCUUGAAAGGAAUUUGAUCCAUACCAAGGCACCUCUCUCGGUGCCAGCAAUUUUGCCAGUAGGAUAUAGGGCUGACCUCUUUUGUGCCUUCCAUCAAGGGGCACCUGGUCACGAUAUUGAAGAAUGUUUUGCAUUUCAGAAGAUAGUUCAGAAAUUGAUUCGAAAAAACCUCAUACCUCUCGAAGAGUUUGAAUUUAAGUGUGUCAGUUAAUCCGAUAUCGGAUUUUGGUAUCUAAGGUUGACACAUGAAAUGUUUUAGCUGCAUUUGGGUCGCUGCUGAUGUUUUAUUUCUACUACUCUUCUGUUCAAUUAAUAUGUUUGUUUGUUGCUUUAUGUUUUUUAUAUAAAAAAAAAAUCCUUUCGUCCCACCCGAGGCGAGAGUGAAUUUGUUUAGGGCUUUUUGCUUUAUAUAUUUUCAUCAUUAAUGAAAGGUCGUCUCGAUCCCGACUUUGUUUCUAUUUUGUACUUUUUCUGGAAAAAUGGUAAUACAAAAAAAAAAAAAAAUCAUUUUCUUUAAUCAUUUCCACAUAUCUGCAUAAUCAUAAUGUUUAUAUCAAUAAUCAAAUCAUGCAUUAAUAAACCCGUUGAACACUUAAACCCUGUACUCUCUCUCGACUUUGAGUUCCUUGUAUCCGAGGCUAAAGAAGAGGAUGAUGAAGAAGUUUCCACUGAGAUUUCUCGCCUACUAGGGCAUCUUGGCUGUCGUAGCUGCAAAUAUAAAGAAAGAAUGUCCGGGAGAGGACUUUCAUGUACAAAGAUUGGCAAGAGAUACUACCAUCUGCCUUGUAGGGAUAUUGUACUUCAUGCACACUUCAGCAGGGGCAGCCCCCCCGCCAUCCCUUAGUAUUCAAUGUAAAGGCACUGUGCCACAUGGAGGUCAGAGUCUUAUCAACGGAAGUUCCAAUGAAAGCUAAGCUUGAUUGAACUUAAAAGUAUUAUUGCCGGGUGCCAUGGACAGUCAUAUCAAAAGGAUAAAGCAAAUAUUCGACAAAGAAGGCUUGUCCCCGUGAAUAUCAAGAAAGUGGCUUUGUGCUUAAAAAUAUGUUACCCAAUUCUAUAGGCAAAUGGAUGCCAAAUUACAAAAAAUGGUGGUAAACUUGUAUGUCCUGUAGAUACCGAUGCAGUCAAGAAAUACUUUGUUAGAAUGAAAAAGCUCGAUAAGUCGCAAACCUGAAAAGGCGGCUUAGGCAAAAAA